Messenger RNA from Trematomus bernacchii (emerald rockcod), 1389 nucleotides. RefSeq names its product dolichyl-phosphate mannosyltransferase subunit 1, catalytic (gene dpm1). Gene Ontology annotation, biological process: GPI anchor biosynthetic process; protein O-linked glycosylation via mannose. Gene Ontology annotation, cellular component: endoplasmic reticulum membrane. NCBI's taxonomy places the organism in Eukaryota, Metazoa, Chordata, Actinopteri, Perciformes, Nototheniidae. The transcript is spliced from 9 exons. The record is from RefSeq and is a predicted model, not a curated record. Bases 263 to 1015 code for a protein of 250 amino acids. Gene Ontology annotation, molecular function: dolichyl-phosphate beta-D-mannosyltransferase activity.
ACAAAUGCAGCCCUGAAGACACGGUCAAUAUUGACCAGGGCUAGCAGCAUUGCUACAUGAUAAUGUUUCCCAUAUGUUUUUGUGAUUUUUUUUUUUAGGUAAAGCUGAUGUGAACAGAGUCUAAGGCUAUUAUCUGAUUAAGUUAAACCUUACGUUCAGGUCAAUGACUUAGACCGAUACUCUAUUUUGAAAGUAACAAACAGGAUGUUGGGGGCACUUUCUCUGACUUCACUCGGUGGGGUUACCAUAGAUUCACGUCGCCAUGGCCAGCCGAAAAGCUUCGCAGCCAAAGCGGGAUAGUGGGGACAAAUACUCAAUACUAUUACCUACCUACAACGAAAGGGAAAACCUCCCUUUGAUAGUAUGGCUUCUGGUGAAAUAUUUCGGUGAAAGUGGCUACAACUACGAGAUAAUUGUCAUUGACGACGGAAGCCCUGAUGGGACGCUGGAGGUGGCAGAGCAGUUGCAGAAAAUCUAUGGAGAAGAUAAGAUACUUCUACGACCAAGAGCAACCAAAUUAGGCCUUGGCACUGCUUACAUCCACGGCAUUAAGCAUGCUACUGGGAACUUCGUCAUCAUAAUGGACGCAGAUCUUUCCCAUCAUCCCAAAUUCAUCCCAGAAUUUAUUAAAAAGCAGAAGGAAGGUGAUUACGACCUGGUGUCUGGCACUCGAUACCAAGGCAACGGAGGUGUUUACGGCUGGGACCUGCGCAGGAAACUCAUCAGCCGGGGAGCCAACUUUCUGUCUCAGGUGUUGUUGAGACCCGGAGCCUCAGACCUCACCGGCAGCUUCAGGUUGUACAAGAAGGCGGUGUUGGAGAGUCUGGUGGAGCGCUGCGUAUCCAAAGGCUACGUCUUUCAGAUGGAGAUGAUCGUCCGCGCCAGACAGCUCAACUACACAAUCGGAGAAGUUCCCAUCUCCUUUGUGGAUCGGGUCUACGGAGAGUCCAAACUGGGAGGAAACGAGAUUGUGUCCUUCGUGAAAGGACUGAUCACGCUCUUCGCCACCACAUGAUCAGUUCUGUUGGACAUCCCACAGUUAGAUAAUGUUACCGCGACUUUGAAGUGGCUGUCUUAAACACAGUAGUUGUAUCAGAAUUUCAAUGGGGGGGGGGGGGGGGAAGGCUCUGCUUGUCUACAUGGGCAGACAGUGACAUGACAGCAAUUGACAAGGGAGACAUGUUGGCAGUAAAUAUAAAGUCAGUAGUGGUCUUGAACACUGCAGCCACAUAGUGCUCUACAUUCCCAUCACCCUCUCUAAUGACAUCUUGAUUCAUGGACAUGAUUCCCUCUGCGCACAGCUGAAUCAACUGUCACAUGGGUUUAAGUACAUGUUUACUGCUACACCAGUGAUUGUUUGUAUACAAUUAAAACGUUUGUAUUGUUGGA